UAACACUUUAUAUGAAGCUCAGAGUUAUACACUAAUGCAGUACAGAAUCUGGAUAAUAUGAAAGCUAAAACUUAAGGCAUCAGGAAAGGAGUAUUGUGUGGUUAAUGAAAUCUGUUUGAGACUUAUUUUUGGGUAAGCCCCCUUUGAAGAGGUGGUGGUAUCUCUUGCUGUCACUCUGAUCUGAUCUUCAAAUAUCACUAAUACCUAGUUAGGUUCUCUGGUUGGCAUUAACAUGGGAGGGUAAGGAAUUCAGGCUGAUGUUUACCUGCCCUUGACAACUGCCUGCCACUUCUGAAUGCACCAUUCCUGCCACCAAUUUGUCCCCCUGCGAUUGCCAGGAGGUGAUUCAGAGGAGUUAACAUAAUGUAAGGAGCUCUGGCUUUGCUCUCUGUCAGUGUUUGUCAGCUUCUGUGAAUCACUGAGAGAAGCAAGUAAGAUCAUGGGGGUCAGGCUCUUUCUCUGGACUGAAACCCUCCCCCCUAAUUAUAGAGAAGGCUCAUCAGCCUUGUUGUUUAGUAGUUGACACCCACUGAGAAAGUCUGAGAGCCAGAGUUAAUAUAGUUGACAUGCUACAGGUCUCUCACUUUAAAAGAGUGUUUAUAUCACUUGAAUAAGUGAAGAAAGCUCCCCUGUUCUCUUUUUGGGGUGAUUGCACUGCCCAGACAAAAGUGCAAGAUAUGUUGGGCCAAAAAAUCUGAUUUUUUAAAACAUUGUUUUUCUUUCAUUAUUUUAAGUUGUUAGUAAGCAUUCUCUGUAUGGAUCUCCAAGAACAAUAUUAGAAAUUAUUCCUGACUUAUGGUAUUUACUGUCACUGUUAUCUUGAUAUUUUGCAUGAACAAAAAAUUGAGAUUAGCAAACGGUUCAGCCAGCAUAGAUCAGAAUCCGAGAUUCCCCUCUUUCAUCUGCACAAUUGCCCUUUACUGAGCUAAAGUAGAGGUGAAUCCACUCAGACAUGUGAGUUCCUCACUUGGGCUGCCCACCAAAACAUCUGACAAGACAGCCUUUGUUUCUAUAUUGUUGAAUAAUCACUAAUUGUUUUUCUCCCUCCUUAUUGCUAUAAACAAUAAUUUCAUGUUUGCAGUCAAAAAUAAUAGUAAAAUUGCUUUCUCCUAAAUUCUAGCAACAGAACAAGUAACUUUGUUGCUCAGAAAGUGGUGGCAUAUACCCCAUUAGGGGAAGUGGAAGCUGACUACUGCAUUUACAUCAAUUACUGCAAGUGGUUACUCACCAGAGGAAACAGUCUCUUGCAUACCUAAAUGGAGUCAUAUCAGUAAGGGAAAUAUUUUUUUAUCUUUGUGUUAUGUCUUGCAGAACUAAUCCAAAGCAGAAGUAAAUGCAUGUAAAAAUACGCACCUAAGGAGAAUAUUCUUCGGGCCUGGAAGCACUAUGUCAGAGAUGGGUAGAGAACUGUCGAAGGGCAGAUUUAGAAGAUAAAACUCCAGAUCAACUCAACAAGCAUUACAGAUUGUGUGCUAAACAUUUUGAGACUUCUAUGAUAUGCAGAAGUAGCCCAUACAGAACAGUUUUGCGGGAUAAUGCUGUGCCGACUAUAUUUGAUCUUACAAGUCACCUGAACAAUCCCCACAGCAGACAUAGGAAAAGGAUAAAAGAGCUGAGUGAAGAUGAAAUAAGAACAUUGAAACAGCCAAAGAUUGAGGAAGCUUUUGAAUGGAAACAGGCAACUCAAGAAUCUAAUGAAAACAAUGAGCAAAAUACUGUCUCAGAGGAAGGAGGGGAAGAACAAGAGGAAGAAGCUGUCCCCUUAACACUGGAAGAAAGAGAAAACAAAGAUUACCUUAAAUCAUUAUUUGAAAUUUUGAUCCUAAUGGGUAAACAAAAUAUUCCACUGGAUGGCCAUAAUGUCGAUGAACUUCCAGAAGGUAUUUUUGCUUCAGGUAACUUUCAGGCUCUACUGGAAUAUAGAAUAAAUGGUGGCGAUGAAGUUCUGAGGAAACGAUUUGAGAUGACUGCAGUCAACCUUGAGUAUUGUUCAAAAACUCAGCAGAAACAAAUGCUUGAGAUCUGUGAAAACUGUGUUAGAGAGGAGACACUGAGGGAAGUAAGAGACUCACACUUCUUUUCUAUUGUCACCGAUGAAGUAGUAGACAUAGCUGGAGAGGAACAUUUGCCAGUGUUGGUGAGGUUCGUUGAUGAUUCUCACAAUCUAAGAGAAGAAUUCAUAGGGUUUUUACCAUAUGAGGCUGAUCCUGAAAUUUUAGCUGUUAAGUUCCAUGCAACUAUUACUGAAAAGUGGGGUCUAAACAUGGAGUACUGUCGGGGUCAAGCCUACAUCGUCUCCAGUGGAUUUGCUUCUAAAAUGAAAGUUGUGGCUACAAGACUCUUGGAAAAGUAUCCACAAGCUGUGUAUACACUGUGUUCCUCAUGUGCCUUAAAUGUUUGGCUGGCAAAAUCUGUUCCUGUUGUUGGUGUUUCCAUUGCAUUAGGAACAAUUGAAGAAGUUUGCUGUCUUUUUAAUCAGUCUCCACAAUUGCUGGUAGAACUGGACAACACAAUUUCUGCUGUUUUUCAGGACAAUAACGAGAAGGGUAAUGAGUUGAAGAAGAUCUGCCGUUCUCAGUGGACAUGCAGGCAUGAUACUUUUGAGGUUUUAGUGGACCUCCUGCAAGCACUGGUACUGUGCUUGGAUGCUGUGACCAGUGACUUGUCUGACAGGUGGAACAACUUCAUUGUUGGUCGAGCAUUUGUACUUUCAAGUGCAUUAACAGAUUUUGAUUUCAUUGUCACUAUUGUAAUUAUGAAAAAUAUUCUAUCUUUUACGAGAGCAUUUGGAAAAAAUCUCCAGGGACAAACAUCAGAUGUGUUCUUUGCAGCUGGCAGCUUAACAGCAGUGUUGCACUCUCUGAAUGAAGUGAUGGAGAAUAUUGAAGUUUACCAUGAAUUUUGGUUUGAGGAAGCCACAAGUUUGGCUACAAAACUGGAUGUACAAAUUAAACUCCCAGGAAAAUUUCGCAGGGCACAACAGGGGAACUUUGACCCUGAUAUGACAUCAGAAAAUUACUACAAAGAAAUCCUAAGUGUCCCAACAAUAGAGCAUAUUAUUCAAGAAUUAAAAGAUAUUUUCUCAGAACAGCAUUUAAAAGCUCUUAAAUGUUUAUCGUUAGUGCCCUCAGUCAUGGGACAGCUCAAAUUCAAUACGUCUGAGGAGCAUCAUGCUGAUAUGUUCAAAAACGACUUGCCCAAUCCAGACACACUUUCUGCUGAGCUUCACUGUUGGAGAAUUAAGUGGAAGCACAGAGGAAAAGAUAUUGAACUUCCAGCUACUAUUUAUGAAGCACUUCACUUGCCUGACAUAAAGUUUUUCCCUAAUGUUUAUGCAUUGCUUAAAGUCUUGUGCUUGCUUCCAGUGAUGAAGGUGGAGAAUGAAAAAUAUGGAAUAGGACGAAGGCGCUUAAAGGCAUACCUGAAAAACACCUUGACACAACAAAGGUCAAGCAACCUUGCUUUGCUGAACAUAAACUUUGACAUAAAACAUGAUUUAGAUUUGAUGGUGGACACUUACAUUAAACUCUAUCCAGAUAAAGUGGAAUUUCAAGACUGUAUUCCUUCAAACAAUUCUGAAGUAACAGAUGAUGCCUAACUUUUUAAACUCUAACCAAUCUGUUGAAACAACUUGUUCUUAAUUAAGUUUCAAAGCUGUUGAGAAAAAAUGGUGAAAUCUUUAAAAAAAUCACUGCAAUUCUGUUUCCAUUUCAGGCCUUGGACUGAACAAGCUGUGGUCAAUAACCUAAAUUAUGUGUUGUUAGUCCAUACUAAAUGUGUUUGGCAAACAAAAUCAAGCCUGACACGAGCCCAUGCUCUUGGUGCUUUCUACAUCUGAUUGGCUUAAAUAGGUGCUCAUUUACUUUAUUGCAUCGUGGAAAAAGUACAUUAUAAUUGUAGAUCUGAUGGGGCUGUUACAUAUUCACUGAUGAAUUAGGCUAAGAAAGAAACUCAGAAUAUUAAAAGUAAUACAAUCUAUUCCAGUUCUGUUACUUAGGAUUUUUUUAAAAAACCCAAACUCUUAAGGAAGACUUUGAUGUAUAUUUAAGUGGCAUUUUGGAGAGUGGAUUCAGCUAUUGCACGAUCGCCGUGCUGUGGACAGGUCUCAGUGUAAAGUGAAUGUUGGUGAUAUUGGGGUACGUUUACGGUUUUGUUGGAAGCUCUUUAAUCUCAUGAUGACUGUUUACAUUCCUUUGUGUCAGACACUUUUUUUCUUUAAACUUAACAGGCAUGGCAGGAGUAUUUAAAUUCCUAAAAGACACUAAAAAUGUAAAAUUUAUUCCACAAAUGUUUAAAUCUGUUUGCUCUGCCCCGACUCUGAUGCAAACCCAUGCAUCUUACAGUGUGUUUAUUUGUAAACUCACUCUGGAAAAAUUAAAAUAAGAGUUGGUUGUUUGUCUAGACGUAAAAUUGAAAAUAUUACUGUUACUUUUGGUGAGAAUGAAACAUUUUUGUACAGUUUAUGGAAAUUUAAAAUAAAAUGUGAAUUGCUUUUUACAUAGCAUUGGA
Messenger RNA from Parus major (Great Tit), 4509 nucleotides. RefSeq names its product THAP domain containing 12 (gene THAP12). The coding region runs from base 1493 to 3598 and encodes 701 amino acids. Gene Ontology annotation, molecular function: protein dimerization activity. The record is from RefSeq and is a predicted model, not a curated record. Lineage: Eukaryota; Metazoa; Chordata; Aves; Passeriformes; Paridae. The transcript is spliced from 5 exons.